AUGGCUGUGCUAAAAUUGAAGAGGUCGCAAGAUGCGGGCCGAAAGGAGGAAAAUGGGCCUUCCAAGAAGAUUAAAAUAAAAACGAAGCUGAAAGUGAAGAAUGAGGAUAUUUCGGCUGCUAAAGCACUGCCGAAACCUAAAGUGAGAAUUAGUUUGAAGCCCAAAUUUAAAGAGGAAAAUAUUCCCAGAUCCAACCCACUAAAAGUGAAGCUGAACUUAAAGGCUAAACCAGAGAAAGAGUCAAAAUGCGAUGUCCCCAAACCACCUAGGCUGCGGCUGAAACCCAUACGAGUCCCUGGAGAGGGAUACGAUUCUGAGGCUUCUGAUAUUGAAACCGAUCCACUGAUUGAGUCUGGAAUAAUAUUGAGAGUGUUAUCUGACACGCAGGUAGAUUUUGUGAAAAACUCUAUCGAAGCUGGGGAUUAUUCUGGCAUCAGUAUUACUUGGAAAGACGAGAGGCAUGCGAUUGUGAAUAUCAACGGGUAUCAAUACGGUGCUGUUCUUGUUGAUCUACCUACAAUAGUCGAAGUGAAUAAGAGUGUUGACCGUAAGAAUUUGCUGAAAACAUUUGAUGUUUGCCAGAUGCUUGUUUGCAUACGGAUAAUAGACAAAGAGGAGGAAGUAUUUGGGCUGAAGGUCCCCGAUACAGAGGAUUUGGCGAGUAAACAUUUUGAAGAAAUCGAAGAUGAAAUCGAACGAAAUAAGCUGCAAGUGUUUAGACAACAGCAUCCCACCCAGAUCGCAGAUGCAGAACAGACACAUCUCAAAGAUAUUGCAUGUAACACUUAUGAUUACAAACACGGAAUAACUCCCCCCUUAUACAACGUACGAAACAGGAGAUUCCGCAGAAAGAUUUCCGGAACUGAGUUUGACUAUGUUGAAAACGUUGUGGAGUUACUGCUAAAUCAGGAUGACCAGGCGGAAGAGGUGAACUUCAAUCUGUUGCAUGAGAGCGAACUGAACAGCAAUACUGGUGUUGUCUCGACUCCAAGCCAAACGCAAAUGUUACCGGUUCCUCCCGCUGUGCAACAACUGCAACCGCAACAGCAAACUGCAGAUUUAAUAGAAACAUAUACGGACACAAUGAUGGAGGACGAGGAUGAACUGGAUUUGGAGGCUGCUUUCAACAGUGAAGAGGAGGACGAGCAAAAAAGUUUGGACAUUUCAACAAAGAGUAACGUCUUUCCAACCUCGAACGGUGAUACUACUAAUUUAGAACCACAGUACGGACAAGUUGAGGAAGUGGCAGAGGAAGACGAGGGAGAUGAGGAAGAAGAAGAGGAGGAUGACGAAGACGAUGAGGAGGAAGAGGAAGAGGAAGAAGACGAUGAUGAAGAGGAGGAAGGCCCUGGAGGCCGUCCUAAAAAGGAUGAACACAGACAGCAUGUUAAUUUAUUGAUUGACGAGCUGAAGGAGCUGGAGACCACUCUGUCGCACACAAAGCGCAAAGCUGAAAAGGCUACUAACCCACUACUGAAGUCGCGGUUUGUGGACAACAUCAAGAAACUCGAGAAAGAGAUGGAGUUGAAAAGGAAACAGCUGAAAAGCAGUGAGAGCUUGCUCAACAAGCAGCAAGGAACAGUGCCAUUGGAAACGAAACCAGAAACACCGCUAGAGGAAGAGGACGAUGAGGAAAAUGAGGAUGAUGAAGACGAGGAUGACGAGGAGGAGGAAGAGGAGGAGGAAGAGGAGAUCACGAAUGCAGCAGCUACUGCAGAAAACACUCCGAACCAGGACACCGUGGGAACCGUGGGAACCGUGGGAACCGUGCCGGACCAAGAGCCGCAGCUGGACCAAAACGAUCUCGAUAUGAUGAUGCUAUUUGGAGCAGAGGCCGAGGAGGACGAGGACUGA
Molecule: messenger RNA, 1854 nt
Organism: Huiozyma naganishii CBS 8797
Lineage: Eukaryota; Fungi; Ascomycota; Saccharomycetes; Saccharomycetales; Saccharomycetaceae
Gene: TAF7
Product: TATA-binding protein-associated factor TAF7
Exons: 1
Coding region: 1-1854 (617 amino acids)
Biological process (GO): transcription initiation at RNA polymerase II promoter; RNA polymerase II preinitiation complex assembly
Cellular component (GO): transcription factor TFIID complex
Molecular function (GO): RNA polymerase II general transcription initiation factor activity
Source: RefSeq, a predicted model, not a curated record